Messenger RNA from Oryctolagus cuniculus (rabbit), 5771 nucleotides. RefSeq names its product G protein-coupled receptor 149 (gene GPR149). Lineage: Eukaryota; Metazoa; Chordata; Mammalia; Lagomorpha; Leporidae. Gene Ontology annotation, biological process: neuropeptide signaling pathway. The record is from RefSeq and is a predicted model, not a curated record. Gene Ontology annotation, molecular function: neuropeptide binding; G protein-coupled receptor activity. Gene Ontology annotation, cellular component: plasma membrane; neuron projection.
AGCUCAGAGGAUCACAGGCUGGUUGAAGAACUCUGAGGUUUGGAUGGUAGCCUGUUUCCAGGCUCUCUAUUGACACUCUCUCUCUCUCUCUCUCUCUCUCUCUCUCUCUCUCUCUCUCUCCCCCUCCCUCCUGCCCUCCCUCCCUCUCUCUUUCCCCCUCCUUCCCUCUCCCCCCUCUCUUUCCUUCUGUCUCUGCCAUCAGAGCUGAAACCUACCUGACAAUCUCUGCCUUUGAAUCCAGCUCUGGAACAAAACGCAUCAUUUCACAGCGCUUAAAAGUGAAUACAGUUUGAUUACCUCAAGCUACAAGCUGCUUUGCUCCGCAGAAGCCCCCAAACGGAUCCAGACGGCCUUGCUUAUCAGUCUACCUGAGGAGUUUGCUUGUUGCCUGAAACUUGAUGGUGGGAGAGAGGUUUUGGUUUGUUCCUUUUUAAUUGGAAUGUUGAAAAGUUUCUUACUAAUGCUUGAAAUGGAACACCCUUUUUAAAUAUGGGUUGAGGCAGAUCUAAAGGAAACUUACCUGGCAAUUUCCUGCAGGACUGGCUGGGGGAAACAUCUAGAGGAUAACUUGGUAGGAGAAAUGAGAUCUGAUUUACAACAGCUGUUUUGAAAAAAAAAUCACGAGUUAUUGAGAAGGUUAAGUAAAUAUUGACCCAGGACAAUGCCUUUAUUUCUCAGUAACUUAUUAACAAAUGACUCCAGCCUGUGGAAAGAAAAUCAUAAUUCUACGGACCUUUUAGAUCCACCAGGAACUCUGAAUAUCUAUCUGUUUUGUCUGACAUGUUUAAUGACUCUUGCAGCCCUGGCGGGCAGCAUUUUUUCACUGAUUUCCCUGCUAAAAAUGCAGAACCGAACUGUUGUGUCCAUGCUCGUGGCUUUCUUGUCUGUGGAUGAUUUCCUGGGCGUCCUGGCGGUGACUAUCUUCAUGUUUUUGCAGUGGCCAGGCGAGGUCCCUGGCAACUUCCAGUCUCUGUGCACCACCUCUGCCUUACUGUAUUUAUGCCAAGGCCUCUCCAGCAACUUGAAGGCGACUCUGCUAGUCUCCUACAACUUUUACACUUUGCGCAGAGCUGUGAUGAGCCAGGCAAGCUCCAGGAGCUCGGGCCAGGUCCUUGGCGUGGCGCUGGCCCUGUGGGCAGUCAGCCUGCUGCUCUCGGCGCUCCCGCUGUGCGGCUGGGGCUCCUUCGUGCGCACGCCCUGGGGCUGCCUGGCCGACUGCUCCAGUUCCUACGUGCUGCUCCUCUUCGCCGUGUAUGCUUCGGCCUUCGUGCUGCUCGCUGGUCUCUCGCUCCCGCUCAUUCUCCAGUUGCUAUGUUCGGAGGAGCCGCCGAGACUGCACGGCAACUAUCAGGAAAUUUCCCGAGGGGCUUCCACUCCCGGCACCCCUCCUACCGGGGGAAGAACGCUUUCCCUGUCUCCCGAGACUGCUCCGGACCGGGCUGUGCGCUGCGCUGCGGGAGGCUCCCCGAGCUCGGACACCGUUUUUGGAGCCGGACCGCGAGCUGCCGCUGGGGCUGGAGCCCGCAGGAGCGAGCACCGGGGGACUCUCUAUGGCACCAGAAGCUACACCGUGAGCGUCGCGCAGAAGCGCUUCGCCUUGAUCCUAGCGCUGACUAAAGUCCUCCUUUGGCUGCCCAUGAUGAUCCACAUGGUGGUCAAACACGUGAAAGAGUUUCAGAACCUUCCCUUGGAGACACUCAGCUUUCUACUAACCCUGCUGGCCAUCACUGUAACCCCUGUAUUUGUCUUGUCCAAACGCUGGACCCAUUUGCCCUGUGGCUGCAUCAUCAACUGCAAGCAGAACACACUGGCAGUGGCAUCUGAUGGGGAAAAAACCAAGAGGAAAGGCUUUGAAUUCAAUCUAUCAUUCCAACAAAGUUAUGGAAUUUAUAAAAUAGCACGUGAAGAUUACUAUGAUGAUGAUGAAAAUUCCAUAUCCUAUCAAAAUCUGAUGAACUAUGAGUGUGAAACUACAAAAGACUGUCAAAGAGACAACCGUAAUAUCUUCAAUACCAUAAAAGUCGAAAUCAGCACCACACCCUCUCUGGACAGCUCCACACUGAGAGGCAUUAACAAAUGCACAAAUACUGAUAUUACAGAGGCCAAACAGGAUUCAGACAAAGAUGACAGUGUGUUUUCUGACAAAAGAGAAAGUGAUAUUAACUAUGAAGAAACCACCUUUUUUGAAGGGCCAGAGAGAAGGCUAUCUCAUGAGGAGAAUCAGAAACCAAAUCUUUCAGACUGGGAGUGGUGUAGGAGUAAAUCAGAAAGAACGCCUCGUCAGCGUUCCAGUGGUGGUCUUACCAUUCCUCUGUGUGCAUUCCAGGGGACUGUGUCUCUCCAUGCACCAACAGGGAAAACCCUAUCUCUUUCUACUUAUGAGGUGAGCGCAGAAGGGCAAAAAAUAACCCCAGCCUCUAAGAAAAUAGAAGUCUAUCGAUCCAAAAGUGUUGGCCAUGAACCAAAUUCAGAGGAUUCUCCUAACACAUUUGCGGACACCAGUGUGAAAAUACACUUGGAGGUUCUUGAAAUUUGCGAAAAUGAAGAGGCCUUGGAUACUGUUUCUAUCAUUAGCAACAUCAGCCAGUCCUCCACAAAGGUCAGAUCUCCAUCCCUACGCUACUCACGAAAAGAAAACAGAUUUGUUUCAUGUGAUUUAGGGGAAACAGCCUCAUACUCUCUCUUUUUACCCACAAGCAAUCCUGAUGGUGAUAUCAACAUCUCCAUUCCAGACACUGUUGAAGCACACAGGCAGAACAGUAAACGACAGCAUCAAGAGAGGGAUGGCUACCAGGAGGAAAUCCAGCUGUUAAACAAAGCUUACAGGAAAAGAGAGGAAGAAAGCAAGGGUAAUUAGAGGUGCUUUGGGCUAACAGAAGAAGGCCCUGAAACUUCAAAAUACAAAACUAACACCUUUGUUCUGAGAACUGAUUUGCUUUCAUUUGUUGGUCUGCAUAAGCUUAACCAAUUUACUAGUUAAUUAUUUUUAGUGCCAACAGUUGGAACCAGUGCACACACUUAAGUGCAUUUUAUGUAUUACCUAAAGAUCACACACUGUGGUAAUUAAAAGAUUUUGUUUCUUAUCCAAUUUUGAAAAAAAACUUCUGAAUCAAUUCUUGGCCUAGUUUACUACUAUUUCUGCUUAUAUUUGUCAACCUCUCAGUAAACAAGAAAAUCAUAUACAUUCAAUGAAUAUACUAUUCCCAUGCACGUGUUUUUACAGGUAAAAACUGUAAGGGAGGAAGAGACUUAAGGGGAAUGAGAGACUUGCUGGAAUGUUGCUAGCAAAGCAAGCUUACUAGAAUUAUGGCUUCAGCUUUACAUGGAUCUCUACGAAACCCAUUCUUGUGUAAAAUGACCAAUAAGCUGCCAGUCUGGGGAUACACAUGAUCCUAAUCUAUCAAUACUUGCUACCUUAAUUUCUAUAAAAUAUAAAUUGUAUAUUUUCCUUUUUCUUCUCUGUUAUAUUAAAGUGUUGUUCUUUUCAGUAUGUCAAGGCUGAUGGCCCAUGAAACAAGUAUGUUAUGGGUUACAGGUGAAAUCAGAAGUAGUCUUUAACUCCAACAUUAUUGGAAAAGGUUGUAAUUGUACACUUCAUUCUAGAAUUGUUUUGUUUAUAUGAAGGAAAACUGGGGGGGGGGGGGGAUUUGCCAGAUUAAAUUAUGAGAGCGUAUCCAACUAGACUAACAAGCUUCUGGAUAAAGCAGAAGAAAAUCCUCUGAGUCUAAAAUGAAAAUGUUUGUUUCUAAAGCGGCAGAUUAGGUAGAUUUUCUUGGCCAUUCUUGAAGCACAGAAAUAUUCAUUUCAAAUAUUACUUCAAGUUCAGGUGAUUUUUUUUGUUUCUACCCCAGAGACACGAUGUGAUAUCCCAAAUAAAGGAACAAUUCAUGUUAUUAAGUAGCUGCAUAUAUAUUUAGAUAUUAAUUUUAAAAUAUAUUACACUGCAAAAAUGCAAGAAUCACAUUAUCAGAAUGUUAGUAAUGGAUAUUUCAAAAAUUAUGAAGUGAUUUUCCUUCAAAUUGCUUUACCCUAUUCUUUCUGUAAAAUGUAUAUUAAAUGAGUUACUUUGGUAUUUAUUUCUAGUUAUUGAGUUGACAUUUUACACAGUAUUAGACUUUGUGUACUCCUACCUCAUUCACAUGCAUUUUCUAUUUGUUUACAGAUUGAGUGAAUUAUGUUUCAGAAUUUUUAAUUUGAUUUCUAUUUCAUUGUAUUGAAUCAAAAUUCUGAAUUACUCAACAUGGGCUUUCAGACUGUUUUAUCUUCAGAGGGUGUUUUUUGGCUUUUUUGUUGAGGCUUGCUUGUUUACUUGCUUUUGCCACCAAGAAAAAUCAUUUUCAAAAUGUUUAUUCUUUUAAUGGACUUUCUUCAUCUCUCAUUUAACUUUUCCAUAUCUCUAUUUAAAUUUGGGAAUCAAAUGUAAUGUCAUUAGUAAUGUUUGUAAAGCAAGCUUCAAAAAUGCAUGGCAUAAACUCAAAUAUAUUCUUAUUCAAAAUAUUCUAGUUUAAAAGACUUUGUAUCAUCAAGAUUAUUAUUUCAACACAGUGACUAAUGGGAGUAUCAAUCCAAUGUUUUAUAUCAAUUCUAAGUGUCUUUCUAAAGGAAAAAAAUCAGUUGAAUAAUCAAAUAAUGCUUUUAAAAAUAAUUUGACAACUUAAACUCAGACAUGUAAUAUUCUAAAGGAUAAAGGUGACAUUGCUUCUUUAAAAUGGAAUUUCUAGUAACAAGGAAAUUAGAAAUAAGACUGUAAGAAAGCUGAGGAAAACAGUAAAUAUCUGAAUGCAAAAAAAAUUUUUUUACCUAUUCAGCAUUUAAGAUGAGAAGGAUGAUUUUGUGGAAAUCAGUGUUUAAAGAGCAUUAAGAAUUGGAUUAGAAUACAAUAAUACCUGUUUUCCUUCCUGCCUUCCAUUUAAUUUUCACUGAAUAUAGGCCUUAUCUGGGGAAACUGGAAAAAGAAGGAUCUAGGAUUAUUUAAUGGCUCUGGCAUAUUGCACAAUAUGGUGGAUACACUCAAAACUUCGGCAAUAUCGAAUAAAUGCCAGAAUUAUUUGACCCAAAAACAUAUUUUAGAGGGUAGUCAGCAUCAUUUUACUAGCUAAUCUGUCACACUCCAAACUCCAAGCCAACAGUAGCUGAAUCUACAAGAAAAACCUACUAGGCCUUUGCCUAAACAUGAAUGGCUAUUCCAAAUUCUUGUUAAGAGAGGGGAAGAUUAAACUACAAAAUUCUUCUAAAUCUACCUACUCUUUAGAGUGAUUUUGAUGGUAAAGUGUGUCUCUGGCAUAGGAAAUACUAGAUAUACAUAUAUCUUGUGCUAUAUCCAAAUAUCUUACCCUUGUUUAGUUGUAUUGUUCUUGUUAUUAAUAAAUACUAUGUUUUGUAUAGAUUAUUUCUUUUCUCUAUAAAUAGAUGAGUUGAAGCCAAAAACUACUUGCUAUCUGUUAAAAUAUCACCAGUUGGGUGGUGAUUCCUAUAAACUGCAAGCACAUAAUCGCUAAAACCCAUGGUAAUCAAAAUAAACAAAUAAUGUAUAAUCUAUAAAAUUUCCAAUUGUGACUGACAGAAGCAACUCAUUUUGAGGACAGCAAACAUCACAAAUAUCACUCAGAAUAAACAGUCUUUUUUCAAUCUGGUUCUAUAGUAUUUAAUUUUAUAAAUAGAUUUUCUCUUAAUUGCUUACAUUUUUCAGUUACUUUCACUCCUAUCUGUAUUGUACUAUUUAAUAGCUGACUACAACAUGAUAGAAAUUUUUCUAAAUACUAGGGAUUACA